Messenger RNA from Dibothriocephalus latus, 360 nucleotides. The record is from the annotation of a GenBank genome assembly. Lineage: Eukaryota; Metazoa; Platyhelminthes; Cestoda; Diphyllobothriidea; Diphyllobothriidae.
CACACUCCUGACAAUUCCUUUCUGGGUUUCGUUGUUGAGCAGGGAUCCAAAACAGUAGGAAACUUUAAACCAGUCAACGGAAAACCGAUUGCCCUUAUUUACGCCAAAAAGAACUACAUGUUGGAGCCCGUUGAAGUAAAGAAGUUUAUCAGGGUCUUGACAGAGUACUUUGAGGUUCAUGCUACUAUUGCCGACGCAACUAGUGCCCUGCCGAAGACAAUCAGAAAUCACGGACUUCUCGCAGGGGCCGCCUACAUGGAAAUCUUGCGCAGUUCUAAGUUGCAGCUCUCGUUACACCUCUGUUACGUAGACCACAAGCACUCUGCUGGCGAAUUUUUGAAUGCUGCCUUUGGCGCAUAA